Molecule: messenger RNA, 2184 nt
Organism: Dufourea novaeangliae
Lineage: Eukaryota; Metazoa; Arthropoda; Insecta; Hymenoptera; Halictidae
Product: sodium-dependent nutrient amino acid transporter 1-like
Exons: 10
Coding region: 1-2184 (727 amino acids)
Biological process (GO): sodium ion transmembrane transport
Cellular component (GO): membrane
Molecular function (GO): L-amino acid transmembrane transporter activity
Source: RefSeq, a predicted model, not a curated record
AUGCCGUGUGUUGUCACGAUAUCACCGAGCACACUCGCGGUGCAACAACGAUCCAAGUAUGUCGCUCGGAAACACAAGCGCACAAUCGUGACAAUUGUGACGAACGUUACUUCGAAGCUGUGUCCUUUUAAUGAACUUAAAAAGGAUGGCCUGAAUUAUCCAAAUACUUCGUACUAUUCGAUAUAUACAAACGAACAUCUCGUGAAGCGCUUAUCUUUUUUUUGUUCACAGCAUGGUAAAGAAAACGCGGCAUUCGUGGGCGACGAUGGGGUCGCGACGACACACUUCCAGAACCGGAACGUGAAUACCAUCACAGAAAAGAUCCAUGGAAGCGAUACCUUUGGUUUCCAAUAUGGGAUUCAGGACGAUCGCAAGUCGCCGAUCCCUGUGUCGAUUCCAGAAGAAAUGUCUAUCGCGGAGAACGGGGAGCAGAGGGCGACGUGGGGCAACGGGCUGGAGUUCUUGAUGUCCUGUAUCGCCAUGUCCAUCGGUCUUGGCAAUGUUUGGAGGUUCCCAUUCACUGCAUACGAGAACGGCGGCGGUGUUUUCUUGAUACCUUAUAUCAUCGUUCUGUUCGUUGUCGGGAAACCAUUCUAUUAUCUGGAGAUGAUAAUGGGCCAGUUUUGCAGCAGAUCGUCGGUAAAAAUGUGGGCUGCAGCACCCGGAUUCCGAGGUGUUGGCUGGGCCCAAAUGUUCUCCAUGUUGGCUGUAGGCACUUACUACUGUUCCUUGAUGUCUGUGACCCUCUACUAUUUAAUCGGCAGCUUCCAGUCUAAGUUACCUUGGUCCACGUGCCACGAGGAAUGGGAAGGAUCUUGCGUCGACUCGGGCGGUUCCUACAACGUAUCGCAACGUAACGGCACCGUUAUGAUCAGUUCCGCCGAGCUCUAUUUUCGAAAGAUCGUGUUGAAAGAGAAACAGACGAUCGACGAUGGGAUCGGAACGCCUGACUGGAAGCUAACGAUCUGUCUUCUGGUCUCCUGGCUCUGUAUAUUCGCCGUUUUGGCGCGGGGAGUGAAGAGUUCGGGAAAGGCGGCCUAUUUUCUGGCACUUUUUCCGUACGUGAUCAUGAUAAGCUUGCUGAUCAGAGCGGUGACCCUGGACGGUGCCGUGAACGGAAUAAUUUUCUUCAUCAAGCCGAACUGGAGGAAACUGUUCGACGCGAACGUCUGGUACGCUGCCGUCACACAGUGCUUUUUCUCGUUAUCGGUGUGCUUCGGCGGUGUCGUCAUGUACUCCUCCUACAACGAUUUCAGACACAACAUAUACAGAGAUGUAAUAGUGGUGACCACUCUGGAUACCUUCACCAGUUUAAUGGCAGGCUUCACAAUUUUCGGUAUACUGGGAAAUUUAGCGCACGAGCUCGGCACAGACGACAUCAGCAACGUUGUUCGCGGUGGAACCGGUCUCGCUUUCGUCUCGUAUCCGGAUGCUAUCGCGAAAUUCACUGUUCUACCUCAGCUGUUCUCGGUGUUGUUCUUCUUGAUGCUCUACGUUCUUGGCAUUGGAAGCGCGAUCGCCCUAGCUGGAGCAAUCGUCACGAUCAUCACCGAUCAAUUUCCUAACUGGAAGCAUUUCUACGUGGUGCUCGGCACUGCUACCUUUGGUUUCUUCGGCGGAACUGUUUAUUGUACACCUGGAGGUCAAUUCAUUUUGGAGUUGGUCGAUUACUAUGGCGGCUCCUUUAUCGUCUUCAUCCUGGCCACACUGGAGAUCACUGGAAUCUUUUGGGUGUACGGAUUGGAGAAUUUCGUGGACGACGUCGAGUACAUGCUGAAGAGAAGACCGUCCAUGUAUUGGAGACUCUGUUGGGCGGUCAUCACUCCUGUUCUGUUGGCUGUGAUCUUAGUUUACACGUUGGCUACCUUGAGACCCUUGACUUAUAGCGGUAUCUCGUAUCCCGACAGUGCACACGUUGCUGGAUGGAGUGUCUGCGCCUUCGGAGCACUGCAAGUUCCUUUCUGGUUCGUUUACACCAUAAUGUCGAAGAGGGACUCGAAGCUGUCAGAGAUGAUCGGAUCGGCCAUCAGGCCAUCCUCAGAUUGGGGACCCAAGAACACCAGGGAGCUGGCUUCCUGGCGCGAAUUUAAAGAGACCAAACGGAAAAUACGAGAGAAACGAGACUGUUCGACAUUCAAGCAGUUCGUUUACGUGAUACUCUGCUGGGAGGAGAAACUUGUGUGA